AUGACCUCGACCAAGUUCAAGUGUGAAAGAGAUGCAGAGGAGGAGGAGACGGUGAUGAUGGAGUCAGACUCUUCAUGCAUUAAUCAUGAAAAGACCAGUCAGGUUUCUGUCCAGAAGAAACUUCAUCAUCAUCAUCAUCACCACCUUCAUCACCACCUGACCAUCUGUGUGGGCGGAGCCUCGGAGCUUGCCUUCCUCCUAGAGCCCAGUGAUGUCAUCGCAGCAAGGGACCGCCCCCUGCUGCUGGACUGCCAGGUGGAGGGGGAGGGGCCGAUCUCCAUCACCUGGAGACGGAACGGCGUCCCCGUGCCGACGGGCACCAUGGCGACGGUGCUGGCCAAUGGAACGCUGCUCAUCAGGAACUUCUCCAAGAGACGCGACAGCAACGAGACGGACGCCGGCGAGUACGACUGCGCCGCGCAGAACCGCUACGGGCGCCUCGUCAGCCGCAAGGCCCGCAUACAGAUCGCUUCCCUCCCUAAGUUCCUGUCCCACCCAGAGUCCGUCACAGUGGAUGAAGGGGGCGUGGCCAGACUCACCUGUCAGGUAAACGGAAUCCCAGAAGCAAACAUCACCUGGCAGAGAGACCGACUCCCGCUGAGCACCGAAGACCCCAGGUACACGCUGCUGCCUAACGGCGUGCUGCAGAUCACCGCCGUCCGGAAGACAGACAGCGGUUUGUUCCGCUGCGUCGCCUCCAACAUCGCCAACACUCGGUACAGCCGGGAGGCAACGCUGUCCGUCACCGUUGCAGGAUCCCGGACGUACCGAGAACCCGUCAUCCUGUCCGGCCCGCAGAACCUCACCAUCAAUGUCCACCAGACGGCCAUCUUGGAGUGCAUCGCCACGGGAAACCCCCGCCCCAUCGUGUCCUGGAGUCGCCUCGACGGGCGGUCCAUCGGCGUGGAGGGGAUCGCCGUGCUGGGAACAGGAAACCUGAUGAUCUCCGACGCCACGCUGAAGCAUUCAGGAGUUUACGUCUGUUCAGCCAACAGACCAGGAAGUAGAUCCAGGAGAACGGCGCUGGGACGCCUCGUAGUACAAGCCCCUCCAGGCUUCGUGCAGUGGCCCCAGUCCGUCUCCAGGCCAGCAGGGGGCAGUGCAGUCUUCAGCUGCACGGCGUCCGGCGCCCCAGAGCCCCACCUCAUCUGGCUGAAGAACGGCAAGCUGCUGACGCCCAGCGGCAACGUCAAGCUGACCAAUGGAAACACGACUCUGGCCAUCACGCGUAUUACCCCCGAGGACGAGGCCAUCUAUCAGUGCAUCGCCGAGAACAGCGCCGGCACCAACCAGGCCAGCGCCCGGUUGGCCAUCAGCCAGGGGGGGCCCGAGCUGCCCGAGGCCCCCGCCGGCCUGCAGGCCGCGCCGCUCAGCGCCACCAGCCUGCAGCUGACCUGGGACCAGCCGACAGACAGCGCCAGCCAGCAGAUCAUCGGAUACGUACUGCACGUCAGACGCCUGGGGGAGCCAGACAGUGCUGAGCUGCAGGAAGCUGUCAGUAAGAGCACCUUCACACACGAGUUCAACAACCUGGAGGCUGCCACCACCUACUCUAUCUACCUGAAGGCCUACUCCGCUCUGGGAGGCAGCCAGCAGUCCACCACCAUCACAGCCACCACGCAGGGGGGCGUUCCCAGUCCUCCCAGUUUCUUCACUAAGGUCCUGAACCAGACGGCCAUGCAGGUGUACUGGGAGCUGCCCAGUAAGCCGGGGAAGAUGGAGGGCUUCAGACUGGAGUACCACGGGGUCUCUAACCCAGACCUCCAGGGGCAGGAGACCUUCCCAGCUCACAUCAACACCCACACCAUCUCUCACCUGGAGCCGGCGGCCGUGUACGAGAUCAGGCUGUUGGCGUUUAACGGGAACGGAGACGGACCGUCCAACCGGCGCCUCGUGUCUCUGUCUGAGGGAGGAAACAUCCCUACAGUCGGUCCGAGCUGUAACUGCGAUCAGUCUCGUGGCUCCGUGUCGACUCUGCUGGUCGGUGUUCACAGCGGCCUGGCCUGCAUCCUCUGCUGCCUGCUCUUCAUCCUGCUGGGCUACCGACGCAGUCUCUUCUGCAGGAAGUCAGCCAGCUGGGAGACUCCGCCCACCCUGAAUGAUGUCACAGUUGCUAAAGGUCGCACACCUGAGAGCAUCGAGCUGAGCCAGAGAUGUGACUCCGCCCCUCCUCCAGUGAUGGUCAUGGUUGAACCGAGUCUACCCGUCCAGCCCGGCACAGGCAGCGGAUAGAACACCACAUUCUUCUUCCUCCUCCUCCUCCUCCUCCUCCUCCUCCUC
Perca fluviatilis (European perch) is the source of this 2280-nucleotide messenger RNA. RefSeq names its product immunoglobulin superfamily DCC subclass member 3-like. The transcript has 15 exons. Gene Ontology annotation, cellular component: plasma membrane; axon. Gene Ontology annotation, biological process: axon guidance; cell-cell adhesion. Gene Ontology annotation, molecular function: protein binding. Lineage: Eukaryota; Metazoa; Chordata; Actinopteri; Perciformes; Percidae. Bases 1 to 2232 code for a protein of 743 amino acids. The record is from RefSeq and is a predicted model, not a curated record.